AUGGCCUGGCUGCUCUACAUCGCCUGCAUCCUGGUCUGGAGCCCAGAGCUGCUGCUGGGCCAAGCCUCAGGUCCUGGCAGCUGUGCGGUAAGGUUCAGGCAGCUCCUACGUUCCCCUGGCUCUUCUUCCCCUCCUCAGUGUGCUGAAGAUGGCAGCUUCCUCCCUGUUCAGUGUAAAUUCAUCAACACGACCAGCCAAACAGAAAUGGAGCUGCUAACCACCUACAACAGAUUUCCUGAAGCCUUCGAGACAUUCAGUAACUUCAGGAGAUUUUUCCCACUCGUUUCCUCGUACUGCUUUUGUUCAGACGGUCAGGGCGGAGAGCUCCAGAACACAGGUGUGGUGCUGCUCCUCUCUGAAGUCUACGACUCAGCCUUCUCUGGUCUUGGUUCUGGUUCCUCCUUCUCUCAGAGCAGCAUCUACAGAAUCCUGCAGCGGAGGAUGCUGGGAGUUCGGCUCGCCACCACCGGAGCCUUCAGAUGUCCGUCUCCCUGUGAGGAGCAGCGUCGGGCAGCCAUGGAGUCCAGAAGUGUUUUCAUCCCAUCCUGUGAACCUGGAGGAUCGUUCAGCUCCAGACAGUGUCAGCGGGGGGGCCAGUGCUGGUGCGUGGACCCCACAGGAAGAGAGCUUCCUGGGACUCGUCAGCUUGGAGAGGCCCUGGUCUGCGGUUCUGGUCCAGAUGACUGUCUGUCUCAGCGCCAUCUGGCUCUGUCCCGGCUCUUCUCUGGUCCUGUACGUGCUCCUACCCAGUCCCUCUCUGGAUCUUCACGUUCCUGCCUGCCCCUCCUCCGUCCUCUCAGGAACCUGUUACCGCUGGAGGUGGAUCUGACCUCCUUCCUGUCUCGGCUGAACGAAGUUCUCCAUGGUCUCUUUCCCUCGGUGGGCGAAGCUCUGCAGGCUCUGGCUCUGUCUUCGCCCCGUCGCCUCCAGGAGAACCUGUUUGGAGGGAAGUUCUUGAAGAAUGCAGCAACAUUCAACCUCAGCGGGGUGCUGGGAGCUCUGGGAUCUCUGGAUUAUGAUCAACUGACCUCUCAGAGCAUUAGUCUGCUGAAGAAUCGGGAUCUAGUCCAGUCUGUCAGCCAAGCCCUCGAGGACCCGGCCUUUCUGUCCGCUCUCCAACAAACACUGAUGAGUCUGAGCAGCCCCCCCUCAGCAUCACUGGAUCAGGUUCUGAAUCCUCUCCUGCGUUCUUGCUCUGAUGAAGAUGAUGAUGUGGCGGACUUGUUCGUGCCUCGCUGCACGGCCAGCGGCGGUUUCCAAGAGGUCCAGUGUCGAGGUUCUGAGUGUUGGUGCGUUGACCCCGAUGGUCAGGAGGUGAUCGGAUCUCGAACCUCCAGUCGUCCUUCUCGCUGCCCAUCCCGCUGUGAGAGAGCGCGGGCGAUGGCCAUGAAAACAAUAUCCAACAUGGCUGCUGGUGCUGAGCUUCAUAUCCCAGCAUGCUCGGAGAAUGGAGACUUCCUGCCGCUGCAGUGCAUCGCAUCACGCUGCUUCUGCGUGGACGCUGAAGGGAGGACUACCGCGGGUCCAGUAGGGGGUGCUGUCACAUGUCCAGAGAAGAAAACGACGUCUGAAGGUCGGUGCUCUGAGAAGCUUGCUGAGGUCACAGCAUUCCGACAGGAAGUGGAGCGCAUCAUCACGCUGUCUAACUCAUCCCACUCCCCCCUGGGUUAUGGAUUCCUAUUGGCUGAAGGUUUGAAUCUGACACCUGAAGAGCUGCAGAUCAGCCAAUCAGAGGAAGAGCUGCAGGUGACUGAGAAGCUGCUGAGUCGCUCCAACUCUGCUCUACAAUUGGCUGCUUUCUCCACUGUUCAGAUGCUGCUUCCUCCUCAUCGUCGCUCCUAUCAGCCAUUCACGCCACAGUGUGAUGCUGAUGGGAACUGGAGGCUGACUCAGUGUUACCACAGCACAGGUCAGUGUUGGUGUGUCAAUGAUGAUGGAGAAUAUGUCCCUGAUUCUCUAACCAGCCGCUCUCUUAACCUGCCUAAAUGUCUGACACGCUGUCAGAGAGCUGAGGCAAACUCUCUGCUCUAUGAUUGGAUGAAGGGCUCUGACAUCACCAGCACCUUACCUUACUACCCACAGUGUGAGCAGGAUGGUCGUUUCUCAGUGCUGCAGACAGGAGGUGCUGCAGGCUGGUGUGUCAACCCGCUGACUGGAGAGCCGGUCCAAACAGCAACUCGGAGUUCUACAGGACAGCUGACGUGUCCGAGUUGGUGUGAGUUGCAGGGUCUUCAGUGUCGUCCAGAUGGCUCCUUCGCACCACUUCAGUGUGAUGUCACCUCCUGCUGGUGUGUGUCUGAAGAUGGACAGGAAGUGGGAGGAACACAAAAAAUUCGGCAGACUGGACGCACGCCAUCAUGUGACCGUCCUCUUUGUCCUGAACCCACCAUUACCCAUGGUGCACUAGUCUGCCAACCAGCAACUGAUGGACGUCAGAGCUGUGACCUGGUUUGUUACCAUGGUUACCAGAAUGCAUUUCCUUCGAGCAGGUUCCUGUGUGAGACUGCGAGUGGUGGGUGGGGCGAAGACAAUAAGCCACUGAGUGGAGCCUGCCAGAUGUCCCAGCCUCUGCAAUUGGUGUCGUCUUCUCAGCUCUGGUCAGUAUCGUUAUCAUCGCCCUGCUCUCAGAUCAGUUUAAUCGCUCUACAGAAUCAGCUGUUCAUCAUGAUGACCAGCAGGGGGCUCUGCUACGCUCAGCUUCCCUCAUCGGGCAGGUCCGUGUCGCUCUGUGACGACUCGUCUGUGAGUCUUCGAUGUGACAGUGAUGCCUCUCUGAGGUUAAACCUCAGAUGGACCACCUCCCUCUCUGACCUCCCGACCUCUGACCUCCCUGACCUUCAUGAUGUCGCGCUGUUCCUGAAUGAAUCCAAACUUCUGGAAGGAGUGCAGGAACUUUUUGGUAAUCUCCGCUCCUCGUUGGCCUUUGAACCCAAACUGGUUUCUAUGACAGCAUCAAGAUUUGGCUGUCACCGUGGUUACCACCUGGACAGUGACGGUGAUGGCUGUGUCAUUUGUCCUGCUGGCAGUUUCUACCAAGAGGAGGCAUGUAUUCCCUGUCCUCAGGGAACCUAUCAGGAAGAACAGGGGCGGGACUUCUGCAACAGGUGUCCUAGAGGAAAAUCACCUGCUGGAGCAUCAUCUGUCUAUCAGUGUGAGACAGACUGUCAGAGGCGGGGUCUAAGGUGUUCACAGCAGGGUGACUUCCUGCCAGCUCAGCCUGACAUCCUGUUGGGCAGGUGGAAGUGUUUCAGCAGCGAGGGGGCGGAGCUUGAGUGGACCGCCAGUGAAAAGCCUCUAACAGACGAUGAAUGCGCUGUUCUCAGCAGGUUUCAGGCUGUUCUUGGAUCAGAUCUGAUACUCGGCGCUGAAGACGCAGAGGUCAUUCAGACGAUGACUUCUGACCUUAAAGCCUGUGUUCAAGCGUGUGCAGCAGAGCCCUCCUGCCACCAUGUGGCAUUGUUCAACACACAGACCCAGUGUGAACUGUACAGCACACACACACUUAACACACAGUGCAGUGCCUCCCAGAAGCCCGGCAGGUUUCUGGGUAAUCCUCAGGCCGAGCAGUCUGAUCAGCUGACGUGCUUACUGAGAGUGAAGGGCGGGGCUUCAGAUCUGAUCGUCCUCAGGAAGAAAGGGGCGGAGUUUUCAUCUCAGCAGCAACAGAAGAGUUUUGUGAGGAUAAGGAUGAAGAAGGCCGUCUCAGGUGUGUUCAGAAGUCAGGUGUUCUCUUCCAAGGAGACGUCUCUGUCAGACGCUCAUCGUUUCUGUCAGGACGGCUGUAGCCGUGACGCCUGCUGCAGUGGGUUUGUCCUCAACCAGAUCAACCUGGAUGGAGGUUAUUUGUUCUGUGGUUGGCUGAAAGCUCCAUCCGUCCUGAUGUGUGAAGAGCAGGACUGGGAUGUGAUUGGACAAGGGUCAGCCAACCGAGUGUGUGGGGCGGGGCUCAGCUUCGACGAGCAGCAGCGCAGCCUCCAGCUGGACUUUGGGGGACAGAAGUUUACAAUCACUGAUUCUGGUCUAGCUGACGUGGAGAAUAGAACCGACAACCAGCUCUCCAUCACCAGCUUCCAGGCCAUCUACCUGAAUACAGAUGCAACAGCCAGUGGUUCUGGAUCUUCCUGUGCUGCAGCAGACUCGAUUCCUCCUCUGAACGCGUCGGUCCGGAUGAAGUUUGAGGCUCUGUCCAACAACGACGUUCUUGUGGAUCCUCAAAGCAAAAUUCCCGUUCUCUCCUUCUGGCUCAAUAAGAAAAACUACAACUCCCAGCAGGCACUGCUGUGGUGUCUCACACGUUGUGAUGAAGAGCAGCAGUGUUCCACCUCCGAACUCAGAGACUCAGAACCAGCAGGGUUCUAUAGCUGUUCGCUUUAUCCCAACACCAGAGUGUGUGGAGCCUACAGCAAACUAUCACAACAAUCCUGCCUCCUCCUGCUGCAGCGAGAGCCCAACAGCACCUACAGCAAGAGGGUGGAUCUGACUGGACCUGUGAAGAGUUUCUAUCAGAGAGUUUCCUUCCAGAAGUUGGUUUCUUAUUCUGUCAGAAGCUGGAUCUCCCUGGGAGAAAACACACAACUCUCUGAGGGUUUUAGGGGUUGUGAGCGGCGCUGUGAUGAGGAUCCUUGUUGCCGUGGUUUCGGUUUUGUCCGUAACAACAGAACAGAAGAGGUGGUGUGUCUGCCUCUGAUCAGCCUCGGCAUCCAGACCUGCAGCCAAGGCGACAUGACGACCUGGAGGACUUCGGACUGCAGACCUUCUAAAGUGAAGGCCACACCAGAACCGUUUGGCUGGUACCAGAAACCCGUGAAUCUGUGGAGUCCGUCUUCAGGUCUGUGUCCUCGGUUCAACCUGCCAAAGAACAACGUGUCGAUGGACCAGUGGCACAGCAUCUCAGACUCAUCAGUCCUGAUUGACCCGUCUCUUACUACGUAUGAUGUCAUCCAUCUGAGCCACGAUCUCACCACAGACCAGAACCAGACCAGGGACUGGUGUCUCCAUGCCUGCCAGGAGGCGGAGACUUGUGCCGCCGUAUCACUCAGGCAAACGGAGUCCGCCGUUCGCUGCAUCCUCUACCCUGAUACUGUCACCUGUGGGUUAAGCUCCGCCUCCAGCCCCACUGUCUCCUGUCGACUCAUCAUCAGAGAGUCUGCUCCCCAGGUGUACCUGAGAACAGAGUGGCUUCCAUCAGCGACGUCUAUCUCCAUCCCGGGUCAUGGGACUCUGCAGGGGGUUGCCAUGGAAACAGCCAUAGGAUCAGACACAAGGACUGUGAUUCAGUUUCUGGGAGUCCCAUACGCCCGUCCACCCAUAGGGUCGCUCCGCUUUGAGGUGGCGCAGCCGGCUGAUUGGAUGGGAGACUGGGACGCCACCCGACCUCGUUCGAGCUGCGUUCAGCCAGGCGACGUCGACUCUGCAGCCUCCAGUGAGGAUUGUCUCUACCUCAACAUCUUUAGUCCUGCUGCUGUGAGGGAGCGCAUUCCUGUCCUUGUUUUCUUCUUCAACCCUUCAGCCAAUCAAAGCCCUGGACUGUUGGAUGCCUCCGCCCUUGCUGCUAUGGGUAACAUCAUCGUGGUAACAGCCAGCUACCGGACUGCAGCACUGGGCUUUCUGAGCACAGGUGGUCUCCGUGGUAACUACGGCCUGUCGGACCAGGAGGCGGUGCUCCAUUGGGUCAACGCCCACAUCUAUCUGGUGGGCGGAGACAAAAGUAGAGUAACAGUGGGGGCAGAGCGUCAUGGUGCGGAUGUGGCCAGCCUUCAUCUCCUCUCCUCCUCUCCUCUGUUUCAGAGGAUGAUCCUGAUGGGCGGUUCUGUGUUUUCUCCCUCGCUGGUCCAUACAAACUCGUCAUCUAAACGUCAGGCGGUUGAUCUAGCCCGAGAACUUGGCUGUGUCACCUCUGACCUCACUGAUGACGGCCAGAUGGUGUCCUGUCUCAGAUCCGUCCCUGUUGACAAGCUGAACGCCGCUCAGACCAAACUGCUAGCGGUCAGCGGCCCGUUUCAGUCCUGGUCUCCAGUCCGGGAGUCCCAGUCCCAGUCCUUCCACAGGGUUGAUCUCCUGCUGGGAACUUCAGUGAAUGAUGGUCUGAUCAGCCGAGCUCGCAGGAUAAAGGACUUCGAGGCUCUCCAGGGCCGCGCCAACAGUAAGACGGCAUUUUACGAGGCUCUGAGCCGCUCACUGGGUGGAGCCUCAGGAAACGAGCUGCUGAAGGAUGCAGCGACCUGGUUCUACUCUCUGGACCACAGUCCAACCGCAGCCGGUUACAACCUGUUCUCCAGAGCGCUCAACAACGCCACCAGAGAUCUGUUUAUCAUCUGUCCCACUGUGAAGAUGGCCACCCACUGGGCCAACAGCAAUGCCAAUGUCUUCCUGUAUCACCAGCCAGCUUCCAGUGCCAACAACAGGGCUGAUAAUUCGGUUCCUCUUGACGUUCAGUUCCUGUUUGGGUUUCCUCUCCAUCCAAUGAGCUCUCAGCGCUUCUCCUCCUCCGACCGACGCCUCUCACUCGCCGUGAUGACCUACGUCUCCAGCUUCGUACGGACCGGGAACCCAAACCCAUCUCGGGUGUGGGCGGAGUCAGUUCUUCCCCGCUGGCAGCCAGUCCUGUCAUCUGAGGCCACACCCACCUACCUGGAGCUAAGCCCCACCCUCCAGCAUCAGCAGGGCCUGAGUCAGAGUGCUUGCUCAUUCUGGGAUCAGCUGGGAAGCAGACUGGCCAGUAAAACGGGUGCCUUGGGGGCGGAGCCUGUGCAGCUCCCACUGAAAUCUCCAACUGAGAAAGACGCCUACAAUUAGAAGGAUGACAUCACUGAUUCAUUGCCCAUAAUUCAGUUUGAUUAAUAAAUUCUGCUGAUUGAUUCUGUCUCUAAUCAUAAAUAAAAACAUCUAAAGCUCA
This is a messenger RNA of Nothobranchius furzeri (turquoise killifish), 6895 nucleotides long. RefSeq names its product thyroglobulin (gene tg). Lineage: Eukaryota; Metazoa; Chordata; Actinopteri; Cyprinodontiformes; Nothobranchiidae. Gene Ontology annotation, biological process: thyroid hormone generation. The record is from RefSeq and is a predicted model, not a curated record.